ACUCAUACUUUCUUCUCCUACUUGCCAUCACAACUAAGCCUCCACCUUCCUCUUUAAAUCACCAUAUAUAGAGAAAUCCUUUUCCUUCAGUCAAGUCACCCCACCAGUUGUUAUCCAUAAAAGCUCUUCUAUACAUAAUUCAAUUCAAUUUGGAGAAGUUGAAGGAGUGGAUACUUCAUUGGAAAAUGAAUGGAAAAAAGGACUGUGUUGAGAUCAACAUUCCUACAGCUACCAAAACUAAACGGCAAGAACCCGGGGGCCGCGAAGAGUUUUCCGUCGAGGCAUGGAUUCAGAAAGUCUGGGAAUUUGCCAAAGAAGACAGCAACAGACUGAAAUUUUCAUUCAAAGUGGGCCUUGCCGUUCUGCUAAUCUCUUUGCUCAUUCUAUUCCGGGCUCCCUAUGAAAUUUUUGGCACCAAUAUUAUCUGGUCCAUCCUCACCGUUGCCAUUAUGUUCGAGUAUACUGUUGGUUCAACAUUUAAUCGAGGAUUCAACCGAGCACUUGGAAGCUUGCUUGCUGGUAUUUUAGCUAUUGUAGUUGCUCAGUUGGCUCUCUCUGCAGGCCUGGUUGCUGAACCAAUUAUAAUUGGCAUUAGCAUCUUCUUCAUAGGGGUUAUCACAUCAUUUAUGAAGCAAUGGCCAUCGCUGGUGCCAUAUGAGUAUGGAUUCAGGGUCAUACUUUUUACCUACUGUUUAAUAAUAGUCUCUGGAUAUAGAAUGGGAAACCCAAUAAGAACUUCCAUGGAUCGACUGUAUUCGAUUGCCAUUGGAGGUUUCAUAGCAGUCCUGGUGAAUGUUCUCGUUUUCCCUAUAUGGGCGGGAGAGCAAUUGCACAAGGAGCUCGUCAAAAACUUUAACUCUGUGGCAGACUCUCUUGAAGAAUGUGUGAAGAAGUAUUUAGAAGAUGAAGGGUUAGAUUAUCCAGAGUUCUCUAAGACUGUCAUGGAUGAAUUCCCAGAUGAACCUGCUUAUAAGAAAUGCAAAGCCACCUUAAAUUCUUCAUCAAAACUGGACUCUUUGGCUGUUUCUGCAAAAUGGGAACCCCCACAUGGCAGAUUUCGACACUUCUUUUAUCCAUGGUCAGAGUAUGUUAAAGUGGGAGCAGUUUUACGAUAUUGUGCUUAUGAGGUUAUGGCACUUCAUGGUGUUCUUCACUCUGAGAUUCAGGCACCCUACAAUCUCCGAAUCACAUUCCAGGCGGAGAUCCAAGAUGUGACAAGCCAGGCGGCGGAGGUGGUGAGGAGUUUGGGAAAAGACAUUGGCAACAUGAAGCGAAGUCUCGUAACUUCACUACUGAAAAGGGUUCACAGUUCAAGUGAAAGACUCCAACGCACCAUGGACAUGCAUUCUUAUCUUCUCACAGCUUACUGUGACCCUCCCGACGUCAACUCUUCCAAGCCCCUCUCAAGACUCUCUAACACCUUCUCUUCAACUCUCCCUGAGGAGGCAAAUCCUGAAAGGAACAGUCUGGAGAAUAAUAACACUGAUUCAGUAAACCAAAACUGUUCUUUUUCCGGGGCUCUAACAACAGCACAACAAGCACAGCCGGAGUCUUAUCAUGAGAUGAUGAGGAAGCAGUCGAGAAGGAUGCAUUCUUGGCCAUCUAGAGAGGUGGAUGCUUUUGAAGAAGAAGGUGUUAAUACGGAUUUCUUGCCUAGAAUGAGGGCACUAGAGAGCACUGCAGCAUUGUCACUUGCUACUUUUACUUCGUUGCUGAUUGAGUUUGUUGCCAGGCUUGAUCACUUGGUUGAAGCAGUCGAUGAACUUGCUAAAAUGGCUAAGUUCAAGCAUGAAGGUGUAUAGAAGAAAAUGGUAUAUUUGCUACCGAUACCAAACUUGAUACGACAAAUAUGUAGAAGAAAUCAAUCCAAUUAAGAAAAAAAUGGAAAGAGUUGAGUGUUUUUGUUUAAUGAUGUAAUAACACAACAAUAAAGUUGCAAUUGUUCUGAAAGAGGGUUCUUUACAGCUUUUA
Molecule: messenger RNA, 1971 nt
Organism: Mangifera indica (mango)
Lineage: Eukaryota; Viridiplantae; Streptophyta; Magnoliopsida; Sapindales; Anacardiaceae
Product: aluminum-activated malate transporter 9-like
Exons: 6
Coding region: 186-1802 (538 amino acids)
Biological process (GO): malate transport
Cellular component (GO): plant-type vacuole membrane
Source: RefSeq, a predicted model, not a curated record